AUGGCGACGCUGCCUCCAGACCUUGACAUAACCACCAUUCCCUCCUCCGCCGCCCUCUUUUCCUCUUCGCCGCCACCGCCGCCAGCAGCAGCCGACCCGUCCGACAACCACCGGCUCGCCGCCCUGCCGCUCCCGCACGCGCCGUACACGCUACCGCAGAUCCGCGCGAUCCACAAGGCACUGCACGCGCAGGCCGACGACCUGGGCGCCCGCGCCCGCACCCGCGUCGGCGCCUCCUACCGCGAGCUCCUCGGCACCGCCGACGCCAUCGUCGCCAUGCGCGCCGACGCCGCGGACCUCCUGCUGCCCGCCCUCGGCGCCAUGGGCGCCCGCUGCGGCAGGGGGGUCGUCGCCGGCAAGGCGCACCGCCUGCGUUCUUUCUCCUCUGACCCCCCUCCGGCUUCUGCUCUGCGAGGGGAGGAUCAAAAAAGCGGAGCGGGGAGGACGAGUGCUGGGGGAAGGGGGGAGGCGCUGGUCUUGGCUGCGAGGCUGUACGUCUUGGGCAGGUUGCUGGUCAAGAGCUUGGACGGGACUGCUGCGGGAGCCGGGGGCGGCAGCAAAGUGGAGGCGGCGCGCAAGAGCCUGGAGAACGUGUACCGGGGCCGCCUGAUGAGGGGCAUCGACGCCGUGCUGCGGACGGGGAGCGACCGGGCGAUGAAGCAGGGGGCCGUGCUCCAGGCGCUGGCGGCCUACAGCCUGGCCACGAGCUCCGGUGCCCGGGACGUGCUGGCGCACUUUCUGGGGGUGAGGGCGCAGGCGAUCGCCAUGGCCCUGCAGCUCGACGCGGCGGAGGACCGGGGGGUGGGGGCCGGGGCCGCCGCCAACAACCCCAAGAACCCCAAGGACGUGCUCCGGGCGCUCGGGUUGUACGCCAAGACGCUGCUCGACGUGCAGGCGCUGGUCCCGCACCGGCUCACCGAGGCCAUGGUCGCGCUCAAGGCGGACCGGCUGCUGGAGAACGCGUCGCUGCGCGAGAUGGAGGUCCUCAGGCUGGACAUCUACAAGCGGUGGUGCGGCGACGAGAUCCAGUUCUACACCCCCUUCAUCCGCCACGACGACCUGGACGGGAAGCAGGCCCGGGAGAUGCUCGCCGGCUGGGCCAGGAAGGGGAGCGAGGUCCUGCUGCAGGGGCUCGAGAGGACGCUCGAGGGCAUGAGCGAGUUCAAGGCCAUCGUCGAGCUGCGCACCAGCCUCCUGCGGCUGUGGAUCGCCGAGGGCGGCAAGGCCCGCGGCUUCGACCCCUCCGAGAUGCUCGGCCGGCUCCGCGGGGCGCUCAACAGGCACCUGCUGCGCGUCCUCGAGACCAAGGUGGCCAAGCUGCGCCUCGUCGGGUCCGAGGUGUCGGCCGCCCUCGACGCCUGGCGCGACGGCGUCGCGGACCGGCACCCGAGCCUCUGGGACGUCGGCUCGCUCGACACCAGCCUGUCCAACGGCGCGGCCCAGUUCACGCACGACGUCGUCGCGCGCCUGCACGGCAGGAACGACGCCGUGUCCAAGGCCAUCACGAGCUACAGGAGCUGGUUCCACGUGGUCGACGACGUCGGCCAGGUGGUCGACCAGCUCAAGCGGCAGCGCUGGGACAACGACGUCGACGAGAUCGAGGACGAGGAGACCAUCGAGGAGCGCCAGAGGCUGCUCUCCAGGGACGACCCGCUCGCCCUCGCCGAGCACCUGAACCGCCUGCUGGUCGAGGCGUUCCGACGGCUCGACGACCAGCUCGCCGCGCUGUGGGACGCGCGCCGGGACGGCCCGGACAGCGGCGCCGUGGCCAUGUACUUUAUCCGCCUGCUCCGGGACAUCCGGGCGAGGCUGCCCGACCUGGAGGCCGUCCGCGGCUUCGGCCUGUCCGCGGUGCCGUCUCUCCACGAGGCCGUCGCCGAGACGGUCAUCGCGUCGCCGGUGGACGAGUUCGCCGGCGUGGCGCUGGCGCGGAAGACGGUGGUGGGGAGGAGCCUCUGGGAGGGCGAGCCGGCGCUUCCCGGCUCUCCGUCUCCGGGCGCCUUCAGGUUCCUGAGGAACCUGGCGGUGGCCAUGGGCGGCGCCGGCGGCGACCUGUGGAGCCCCGCCGCCGUCGGCGUGCUGAAGCACCACCUCAGCAAGCACUUGUCCGCCGCCUGGCGGCAAGCGCUUGGUGCGCUGGAUGCGCCGGAGAAGAAGGAGGCGAAGAACGAGGAGACGGGGACGGAGGACGAGGCGGCGGCGGCCGCGGCGGCGAAAGACGAGGAGGACAAGACAGAUGGGAAACCCGAGGCUGGGUCGGCCGACAGAGAUCUUCUCCUGCAGUGGCUCAUGGACAUCUACUACCUCGGGCUGUUCCUCGGCUCCGGAGAGACGAUGAAGGAGCUCGAAGAAGCCGUUCAGCAGAGGUUAGGCCUGGAGAGUCCGGUCAACGAGAGACUGGUCAAGGCAUCACAGGACUACUUCAAGAAGACUGGCUUGCUGUUUGGCUUAUUGACAUAA
This is a messenger RNA of Thermothelomyces thermophilus ATCC 42464, 2460 nucleotides long. RefSeq lists its product as uncharacterized. Gene Ontology annotation, cellular component: COG complex; Golgi apparatus. Lineage: Eukaryota; Fungi; Ascomycota; Sordariomycetes; Sordariales; Chaetomiaceae. The transcript is spliced from 2 exons. The record is from RefSeq and is a predicted model, not a curated record. Bases 1 to 2460 code for a protein of 819 amino acids. Gene Ontology annotation, biological process: intra-Golgi vesicle-mediated transport.